Dichomitus squalens LYAD-421 SS1 is the source of this 1242-nucleotide messenger RNA. RefSeq lists its product as uncharacterized. The coding region runs from base 34 to 1065 and encodes 343 amino acids. Gene Ontology annotation, biological process: developmental process. The transcript has 8 exons. The record is from RefSeq and is a predicted model, not a curated record. NCBI's taxonomy places the organism in Eukaryota, Fungi, Basidiomycota, Agaricomycetes, Polyporales, Polyporaceae.
UUCUCUCCUCCUUUCACACACAUACCACCUUCAAUGGAAGUCGAUCCUCCCCAUGCACUUCAGCCUCAGCAGCCGUAUGCCAUUGUGCGCAUCAAGCGCAAACGCAACGAGGAGCCACUAGAUGCCUUGGUCGUCGAUGCCGCGCCCACCAGAAAGAAGUCAAAGGGAGGACUGAAUGUCUUCCAGUAUGCAGGGACCGUGGAGCAGGCCGAGUGGAACGACGAGAAGCAAAAGAAAGAGCUCGAGAAACAUCUCGCAGAGAUCGCGCGCGAGUCUGCGCAGAGGAAGCGAGAAGAAGCGACUGUAGUCCUCCCGUCCGCCGUCGCUCCCUCUGUGCCCGUCGUGCAACAACCGCCGCCUGCAAACGCGUCCUCACCAAUUACCUACCCUGUCCCCGCGCCUUCACUUAAACGCCCCCCGUACCAAGCUCCUAGUCGGACAUACACUAUUGUGCAGCAAGAACAGCCCGCACAGGAACCAUACCGUCGUCAAGGCAAUGCCCCGCCGAAAGUAUGGUCGUCCAAGGAGCUCGAUGCAGCGAAGCGCGCUGCACAGGUCAAGAUGUACGAUGCAGUCCCAUCUACGUCCACUGGCAAGCAAGCAGGUGCCCCUAGUGAGGUGGACGUAGAGAUCGACAAGUUCUUGCCAUUAUUGAAGGACUAUCUCAACGUAAGCGAACUGACGCCUCCAGCCCCCGGAAUGCCGGUCAAAGGGGAUGGCAUGGACGAGGACUACGUCUACGACGUGUUCUACCACCGUCCGACCACUGCAAAGGAGCUCUAUGACCCUGCUUCGAGCUCAAACAUCGCUAAGCUCACCGGUCUACCCCCAGAGCUCAGUGGGCUCUCUGGAGAAGAUAGCUCAGAUGAAGAGGACUCAGAUGAAGACGAUGAGGACUCAAAUGCGGAAGAUUGGUACACGAACGACUACCCUGAAGAGGAAGAGUCGGAUCGCGAGAACGAGGAGGAUCUGAGCGACGAGUUCCACGAACAUUCAGACUAUGAUGAGGCAGUGCAUGAGCGGAGCUCGACCGCGUAUAGGGACGUUAUGUCCGACGACUUCUGAAUGCCUCGCAACGACUAUCAACGACUACACAGGCAAUUUUGGCGGAUGGACGGUACUCACUUGAUGCACAAAUGAUUUAAUAUUGUUCGCUUCCAGAAGACCUCAUCCACAAACACUUCCGUGUAUCUUUAUCAGCGCAUCCUGCAUAUUGAGAAUCCAAUGCAUCGGCUGUUUUCC